Molecule: messenger RNA, 3764 nt
Organism: Carcharodon carcharias (great white shark)
Lineage: Eukaryota; Metazoa; Chordata; Chondrichthyes; Lamniformes; Lamnidae
Gene: hps3
Product: HPS3 biogenesis of lysosomal organelles complex 2 subunit 1
Exons: 18
Coding region: 90-3182 (1030 amino acids)
Biological process (GO): organelle organization
Cellular component (GO): cytoplasm
Source: RefSeq, a predicted model, not a curated record
CCGACACCCACCAGGUCUCGUACUCACCAGAGGGAGAGAAUCCGAGCUGAGGAGACAAGCCGACAAGAGGCUGAUGCAAAAAGUGAAACAUGCAACGAUGUGAACCCGGAGGGAAGCAACGUUCCUGCAACUCGAGAGCUGCCAAUGUGCUGGAGAUGGUGCGAGUAUACAACUGUCACCCGUUUGCUGCCCAGCUGAUCGUUCCCGUUCAACACGAACCCGACACUUUCUGCUGCGGGCGGGACACCCUCUUCGUUGUCUCUGCUGGAUGCAAGAUCGAAGCGUUUAACAUUACGGAGAGUGGCUGUCAGCCGAUCUGCACUUGCGUUACCCUUGGGAAAGUCCGGAAAAUUACCUUCAGCGGAAUAGGAGACUACCUUGCCACAAUUGAAGAGAAGAGUAAGGUCCUCUCGCUCCGUGUCUACUUGAAUUGGAGGGGAUACCAAGCACGGGGCAAGUCCCGAGUUGGUAUCCGAAUGGUGGGACAUGUGUUGCAGGCUCCAUUUAAAGGGGCACCCAAAGAUCAGAUGGAAAUUGUGGAGGUGCCGCUGUCGGACCCCCCGCUCUCCGUUUCUUGUUGCCCGGUGAAGGGCGACCUGGUGGUCGGGUGCCAUAACAAGGUGGUGUUCUUCCGCUUGAAGGAGGAGAUGCUGGACGGCGAGAGCCCUGUGCUAGAUUUUGAGCGUUUCUUGAUCGUGCAUGUCAGUCUGAGCCUGCUGGAAGUCGCUUUUUGCGAUGGCUGUUUAGCCCUGACAGCGGACCUGGAAGUGCUGGUGCUAAAACUGGACAGUGUCCAACAAGUGGAGAGGAAAAGCCAGCAACAGACCGUUCAGGAAGAAGCGCCAAUCGACGAGGGCAUUGACAAAGAGGACAACAACCCUGCAGAAGCAGCAUCUCUGAGCCAAGGACAGGAUGAAUUUGUCCUCUUUCAAAGCCCUUUGGAAUUGCUUGGUGAAGACUCCAGGGGAUCAGGAGUGUUGAUCAGUUUGGAGUGGACAGGCAUGGAGGGUUUGACAACUGAUCUGCGGAAUAAUCUAUACCUACAACCAAUUCUGUACAGGCGUUUUGCUCCAGAUCUAUCCCACAUUUACUCUGUUGAAGAGACCGCUCUACAUUCACUUCAGUUACUCCCAAUGUACUCGACAGGAGAUCUAGAAUCAGACGCUGGCUCUGGAAGGAAGGAGAAGCAGCUGCUCAGCCUCUUCUGUUUCUUUUCGUUGCCGCAUGUGGGCUACCUGUAUGCUGUUGGCAACAUGGUGCAGCAACUGUCCACCUAUAGUUACCCAGAAAAGGCCAAGCAAGCAGUAAUCAGCCCUCAGUUCCUGCACGUCAUUACCAGGAAUAACUUGCUAUGUUACACAGUCAGGUGCAGUGCAGUAGCUGCUCGAGAUAAGGAUCCAGAGAUGGACACCAACAAUAAGGCCUGUCCACCGUUUUUCAUGCCAGUGAGUGCCUUGCGUAUGCAGCUCUUUAUCGGACUAAGAGCGGUGUGUCAUUCCAGAAACCACUUGAUUCUGCUGGCCAAGACAGAAUGCCAUGUCCCAGAUAGACAAAUCGAGCCAAAGAAAGGAUCGCCUCAAAAGUUCAAGGCUACUAAUAAAAUGCCAUCAGUUACGAGUGAACCGGGGUGGAAUUUGUAUUGCCUUCAGAUGGUUCCAACAGUUCUGUUGUGCAGGGAGAUGGUUGACUAUAGCAAGAGGUACAAGGCCUGCAGUCCACAGAGUUAUGUUCACCUGCUGAGUGAAGCCCACCUGAUGUUGCAAGCAGCUCUCCUGGACCCUGAUCUGUGCAACCAGACUGACAGUGAAGAAUUAGUGCCUGCUUUCAAAGAGAAUUGCGCCCAGCUGGGGGACUGUUACAGCCAGUUUGAGAUGGAUGAUUUUCACCUCGCUCUCCCCUAUUAUAAGAUGUCAGGCUUGUCACUGAAUGACCUAAUCAGCAGAAGGCUUUUAUGGGAAAAUGAACCCCAAAAGUUUGGAAAAGGAUUUAUGUACUACUUGAAGCAUUCUAUCUAUGAGGACAUUGAAGAGCCACUGAAUGAAGAAACGGCGAACCAGGUGUUACAUGUAUUCAAGCUGGCUGAACCAACCCAAAUUCCUCAUGCCUUGUGCAGCCCGUGUAUGAGAAAUGUGUGCCUAAGGACUGCAUGGGACCAUUUGGAGAGGUUGUCUGCAAUCAGCCCGUCACCCCUGGUGAUGCUGACCAAAGCAACAGUGGCACUGAGACUCGAAGACCUGCAAAAGUACCAGAUGGCCAUGGAGCGAUACACAGAGACGAGGUUGGUUUGUGGUUUUGUGGCGGAACCGAAUCUCUUGCGACAUCAUGGCUUUGUGGCAACGGAACUAUCUUGUGAGCUGAAGAGGACUCAGCCGGGCCUCCUGGUAGCUGUCUUUGUAGCUUUGCUGGAAAGUAACAAAAUUGAUCUGAAAGAGGCUGAAUUGUUCUUUAAGGCUCUCUGUGCAAAAGGUGAUGAAGCAAAUGAAGAGGAGACUCCGCAGCUUCUGGUUGAUUUCUGGGAAGCCAUGUUGAUAGUCUGCACUCAGGAAGUGAUGGUUCAGGUACUGCUCAUGAAGCUGGUGUCGGUGUACAUCCAGAGAACAGCCCGAAAACAACAGCCUGAUAAGCGACCACUCAAAACAGUCGAGGAGCUGAUAAAUUCAUGUGGUCACUUUGGUAGAAUUUUCUCAUGGAUCCACACCAUUAAUGCAGCUGGUUCCCAUUCACAAGAUACUUUGGGGGAUCUUCAAAAGUUACAGUCCAUUUUGUGCGGUUCUUCAAUCGACGUGAAAUCUGUUCUUCCUCUUCUACAUCAACUCCCUGAAGAUGAGGCUCCUGGCCUAAGUAUCCAUGUGCUGUGUUCUGUAAGGCUGGGUGAAUGUGAGCGUGUAACUGACCAACUCCUUGACCGAUGUCCUGAGGCUGUCCUACCAUUUGCCAAUUGUGAGAUGCAGCAGGAGAAACAGUCCCUGUGGUGGAAAAAACUCUUGCCUGAACUUUGUAAGAGGACAAAAGGAGCUGGAAGAGAAAAUGGAAUCUUGGUUUCUUCACUGAAAGAAACCUUGGCAAUGGUGGCCACCGCACUACAGCCUGUGGAUUUUCUAAGUAUCUUGCCAGAUGAUGGUGUCGCUUCAUUUUUCCUACCCCAUCUCCUGGAAUGCAGCAGGAAGAAUUCAAUAACCUGAUUCAGGGUGGUUAGGAGCAAUGCUGCACCGGGGAUGAGGCGUUCAAGCUUUCCGGGAGCCCUGAACAACAUGAGUCAGCUCUUAUUGUGGUCCAGAAUGGAAUAACUUGCUGUGUGUCCACCUUAAUUCUGGUGCGGAAUAGAACUGCAAAGAUCAACCCAACUCUAACCUCCACUGGCAAAGUAAAAAGCCCACUGGAAACCUGGUCGAUUUUAGGUGUUGCGGUGCCACUGCAUAAGAACACAGGAGUAGAAAUUCAUGCCGAAUGACAAAAGUUUACUCACGGACAGUUAACACACGCUCUUACCACACUCCUGGCUGCUAUUCCUAUGCAGGCGUUACUAAAUGCACAAGAACUGCACCCCAGCGUCUAGUACAUGCAGUUUAAGGUUCAUGAACUUCACUGGAAUUUUCUACCUUUUGAUCUAUUGAUAUGCAAAGUAUCAGAAUGGUUAGCAUAUCUAUUUCAACCUGGAAAUUUUUUUCAGUCUAGCUAGCUCAUUUUUCCACAUUCCCCUCUUCAAAACGAUCUCCAUGCCAAAUACCAUAUAUAGACUGAGAGGAUAGAUGCAUGACUGAGAC